Leishmania braziliensis MHOM/BR/75/M2904 is the source of this 627-nucleotide messenger RNA. RefSeq names its product putative amastin-like surface protein. The record is from RefSeq and is a predicted model, not a curated record. The coding region runs from base 1 to 627 and encodes 208 amino acids. The transcript has a single exon. Lineage: Eukaryota; Euglenozoa; Kinetoplastea; Trypanosomatida; Trypanosomatidae.
AUGAAGCGGAGUGUUCCCAUUCUUAUCUACGCGAUCGUUCAGUUUAUCGCGUUCUUCCUUGUGCUGGUGGGCACGCCGCUCGACAUGUUUCGCUUCAAUUCACUCACAAGGAGCGUUACGCGCUGUUUGACGUUAUGGGGAUAUAAGGAGAGGUGCAGCAGUUCUUCGAUCGACUCUCCCUUGAACGUUGUGUGGGAGGAGUGCCCCGUUCGCCUGAGACGUUUCUACGUUGCUCAGGCGCUCGCUAUUGUCUCCAUCUUGGUGUACGGCGCGGCGUUCGUCCUGGGCGUCAUUAUGCUGUUCUGCUGCUCUUUCCUCCGCUUUGUGUGUCUGACGCUCAACAUUGUUGGUGUCGCUACCCUGUGCGUUGUCUGGGUAGCCAUGACGAUGACCUUUUCCAAGGAUGAGGGCGGGAUAUGUGUUGAUUUUCAGAGUGUAUCGCAUUAUGGUGCCGGCUUUGCUCUUCUCGUGACAGCCUGGGUGCUGGAUAUCCUCAACAUCUUCAUCUUGCUGCUUCGGUUCCGCAUUGCGGUUUUCCGUGAUCUUGACAGUGCCAACGACAAGUCGGACGAAACCUCGAAAGGAGAGUCGGAAGUGAGUAACACACAAAAGGAGGAGGAGGAGUAG